GCCGUCCGACAAACGCGUGUUUCGCAAUGCCUUUCCGUCGUUUUCGUCCGAUUGGCCGUCCCGUCACGUACAACGUCGCUACAACGCCGUCGUAAAGCAAAAUCAUUAUAUCAUCCGUCGUCGCGAUACUUACUUACCAUUGCCGGCAGAUCACAAAUCACAACGCAAAAGGGAAGGCAUUUUUUUUUUUUUUUUAAUCAGUAUACACACAUAAACACCCGCGACGGCCGUGACUUUUGAACUUGAGUUUUUUACUCCGAUUUUGCGAUGUAUUUCUGAUCGACGGGACGCAACUAUAUACAUACGGCGGCGAGCUCACAUGAAAUAAUAUAGACGACUGUCAUUUUUACUGACGGUAAUAAAAAAAAUGUCCAGUCGUCAUGAGUCGUUCACUGCAGAAUAUUGUACGGGUGAAACAGUCACACUGUACAGUCAACAACACCACACGAGAAUACAUCUACAAACUCACGCCCACGCAAACAAUCACAUUCCAUUAAAUCAAAAAGGAGAACCAAUUAAAUUGCCAGAUAACUUGGAGAGUUUGCCACGUGCUGAGCAUUUUCCUGUUCAAAGACAUCGCUGGAACACUAACGAGGAAAUAGCAGCAAUAUUAAUCAAUUUUGAAAGACACAGUGAAUGGCAGUCAAAAGAAGUAAAAAUAAGGCCCAAAAGUGGUUCAAUGUUAUUAUACAGCAGGAAGAAAGUGCGGUACAGACGUGAUGGAUAUUGUUGGAAAAAAAGAAAAGACGGCAAGACUACUCGCGAAGACCAUAUGAAGCUGAAAGUCCAAGGAACUGAGUGCAUUUAUGGGUGCUAUGUACAUUCAGCGAUACUUCCGACAUUUCACAGAAGAUGUUAUUGGUUAUUACAAAAUCCUGAUAUGGUAUUGGUGCACUAUUUGAAUGUACCGUAUCCGGACGACAACAAAUUGUCGGUGAUUUCGCCGAGCCUCGCACUGUGGGCUGAUCGUAAAGAGUGGACGAAAGAUGAAUUACUAUCUCAGUUGAAACCCAUGUUUUAUGAGGAAGACCCUGACCUUAACAACGAAAUGGAAGUAUCGACGGCCGAGUGCGUAGCCGCCAUGGUCACACAGCUGAUGGAGUGGCAGAAGAACGCCAGGGCGACGCUACUUAGCCGAACGCUUGAAUGCGGAUGUCCGGACUCGACGUGUGCGGAUGGACAAUCGUGCUCGCGCCCGAUCAGACGGAUUUCGCCGUCGGAUAGCAAUCAGGUGUCAUCGACGACUGGUAAUCGAUCGCGUCCCGGUACAAUGUUACUCACCAACCAUCACGUUAACUCGUCCAGGACCACGAUGAACACAUUACUGAUCGCUAAUCACGCCAAUCAUAAGCAGGCACAAAGUGGGCCAACCUCCUUGAACACUACAAUGAACAACAACUUGUUGUCGAAUUCCACAAGGGAUUUUCGCAAUCAACCACAACAGCAGCAACCACAACAACAACAAAUAAUUCUCAAGCACGAUUGCAGAGAUAACAAUCAAAUAUUAAGCAACAGACAACCGCCAAUCAACGUGACGGACAAUAAUCAUAUACCUACUACAAUGAUUUCAUAUAAACCACAAGGUUCAGAUGAUGUAAUUCACGUAUAUACCGAAAAACAAACGUAUCAUACUUCACAGAAUCAAGACGAGCACGCUGUACAUCUGUUUCACGGACAAGAUCACCUAAAACAACAGUCGGAUCACGUGAAAUCGGAAUUCUAUGAUGUCACGUUAGAUUUGUCUCACGACGAUAUACAACAGACGCUUUCAGCCAACAUGCCCGCUUCGUGUGCCAAUGCUGAUCAAUUGUUACGAUUGGAUGACGACCAUAGUAAUAAAAAUCUAGACGGUACCGGAGACGAUGUAUUUGUAAGUCUCGAUGCGUUUGAUAUGCUUACUGACUUCCAAGAACUUGAUAUCCUAGAACAUGCUACGCAACAUGCUUCAAAUCUGGUUACAGAAAUAGGUACAAAUGCAACGGAUAUGCAGCCACACGAGCAAACUCCAUUAGACAAUAUGGACGUACUACAAAUAACUGAUUACUGUCCAGAAUGGGCAUUUCCAGAGGGAGGUGUUAAGGUAUUAAUUACAGGUCCUUGGUUUUCUUCCUCGUCGUACACUGUUAUGUUUGAUACGAUCACAGUUCCGAGCACUUUGAUUCAAGGAGGUGUUUUACGAUGCUAUUGUCCAGCUCAUGAUAUAGGCACCGUCACAUUGCAAGUAGUCAUUGAUGGCAGGCCAGUAUCAACCACCGCCAUAUUUGAAUACCGUCAACACGAAUUCCCGCUAACCAUAUCCUCAUUAUCUAUGUCACAUACGCCUUCUCUACUCAAGUUUCAUUUACUACAAAAACUCGACUCUAUCGAAGAUUACUUACAGUCAAAUAAUCAACUAACAGAUCAACCAUUGAAGGAUAGUAUCGUUAUGUUUAGCAAACCCAACUUUGAAGAUCAGCUUGUAAAUUACUGUGAAAAAAUGAAACAGUUCUCGUGGAAAUCUGAAUCUGAAUACAACGUUAAGCAAUUAGAAACUGAAACCACUAUUUUACAUAUGGCAGCAUUUUUGGGAUAUUCUAAACUUGUGUGCAUACUACUUCAAUGGAAAUUAGAAAAUGUAUCACUGUUUUUGGAAAUGGAAGUCAAUGUUUCAAAGCAAGAUCGUGAAGGAUAUACGCCUCUGAUGUGGGCUUGUAAAAAAGGACACAAAGAUACAGCGGUGUUACUGUGUCAGUGGUAUCAAACUGUUCAAAAUUCGAAUAAUAAUUUUAAUCAAGAUUACUCUCAACCCGAUAUAUUAGAAUCCGUUCAUCAGUAUUUUAACGAUUUCAAUCAAAAUCAGUAUUGCAACAGUGAAAUUUUAAGUAACGAUGUAUUUUUAAGGCCUGAUGCAAUCAAUAGUGACAAAAACUUGAAAGAAAUCAAUCAAACAGCCAACGAAUCAAAUAAUCUAAUAGCGCCGCCAAAUAAAUCUGUUGCCAUGUUAUGUGCAAAAGGAGAAACCAACAAAUCGGAUAAAAAUGAAAUAAAACCACAAGAAACUCAAGGUUCAAAAAGACCAUUACCUAAUAGUUUUUUUCAGGCAGAUGACUAUUAUGAUCAAUUCUGUAAACCAUCGCUCUACUUCCCAUCUAUUCAAAAAUUUCAAAAGAGUUUGUUUCUUCCACUACAAUCCCCUACAUCGGAUAGCGGAAAUUCGUCGGAAAAAUCACCAGUAUUAUCAAAGUCUGAUUUUAUUAUUUGCAUGGUAACCGCGCUGGCCGAUGGACCGGCGGACGGAGCCGUGGGUAGUGAGAACGAUGGCAAUGGUAACACGCGAUCCGAUGAACGUCAGAACGAUGAACGAAUCGAAGACGCUGUUCAAACACCCAAAGAUCCCGCUGAACACGGGGAGCAUGAUGUCCGUGUCUUGACAUUAGCUGAACAAUUCAUAGCAGCUAUGCCUGAACAUAUUAAGAAUGAAAACGGAUCACAUGGUAAAAUUGUAGAAUCAUCAAUUAUUACAAUGGAAGUGCUUGACGAUCCUCCGUCAUCUGUGUCGUCGUGUUGUUUUGAUACCAGCUCAGAAAUUAAUACAGAAUUCAACGAACACGUUUAUCAUUAUCGGCAAAAAGAUCGAGAAAUAGAAACACCCACGUCCAGUACCAGCUUAACCUUAAGUCCAGUGUCGAGUGCAUCACAAUGUUCACCUGCUUCACCGCCGCCGACUGCUGCAGAUCUAUGUGAAUUUCUCCAUGCUUCAUCAAAUAACCAAUACUUUGAAAAGAAUUUUUCAAACCUUACACUGUCCGAUUAUGAACAACGCGAGUUAUAUGAAGCAGCCAAAACUAUUCAAAAGGCGUACAGGACGUACAAAAAAAGAGAAGAAGACAAAGAAAUUUCAGCUGCUUCGAUUAUUCAAAACUAUUAUCGCCGUUACAAACAGUAUGCAUAUUACAAGCAGAUGACAAAAGCUGCGAUUCUAAUUCAAAAUAAGUAUCGUGUAUACAGAAGACAUAAGCGGUUUAAAAAAGAAGUUCCUCAUUACAUUAAUAACACGUUCACUGUCAUUAAAAAAAAUCAAAAUCAAAAACGCCAAAAUCAAGCAGCUCGGAAAAUUCAACAAUUUAUGAGACAGUCCAAGAAUGGUACGUCUCCUCCUGCCACAAUCAAUGAACGAACUUUUGGAUCUCGUAAGCGGGAAGCUAACGGCAAUCACAAUAUGAAAUAUCCACCGACAAAAGUGGCACAGUACUCGACACUCAACCACCAUUGAUGUCUGACGUUUCAUCGCCGUUUAUAUAUUAUUAUGAUAUGUUAUUGUAAAAUAUUAUGAUUAACCGCGUGUAGAGUCUUAGGCUUUAAUAUAUUAUGUAGUAGUUUCUUAUUGCCAGCGUUUAAAUAUUGUUUAGUACCGACGUUUAUAGUUUUCUUCCGGACAGUAUUAUUAUAAAGACGUCGUGUGACGAGGGACUCGCCGGCAUGUUUAAAACAAAACACGUACCUAUUUAUUCACUGUUAUAUUAUGAGGUAUAGAGAGGCACUUCAAAGUUAUUAAAAUUGUACAUUAUUAAUAAUAGGUAUGUUAAAGACGUCCACGGUCGUUCGUCUUGGUCGUUCCACCCCCCCCCCCCCGUAAUCCACGUACCAAGGUACCGCAAUCGCAUUGGUUGGUACCUAUAUACGAUAUUAUAAUACUAUAUAUAAUAUGCACAUAAUAUUCUGUUUGCGUACACCGCCUCAUUCGAUGUACUUCAUUUUACCGUUUUUAUAUUAUUAUAUUGAUGAUUGUCUAUUAUUAUUAUUAUCAACCCGAUUUUAUUUUAAGUGUUUGACAUUUACGUCAUCAUAUAAUAUUGUAAUAUUUUAUAUUAUUAUGUAGUUAUUUUUGUACACAUACACAUACACACACAAUGAUAUUUUAUGAACAUUUGACGAACUCACGAAGGAUAAAAAAAUAUAGAUGUUUUACCGGGGGAAUAGACGAUUAUAUUGUUAAAUUAUAUUAUUAAUAUACCAUAAUAAUAUUAUAUUAUGUAUUAUACAAAUUUACGUACAUUUGUCCAUAAUAUUGUCAAUCAUUAUCAUGUAUACGAAAAUACAGGCUCAAAUAUACGUCUAACGGUAGCGAAUAAGCGUACAGGAACAGUACACAUUAUUUAGAAUUUUUACAACGAUAUUAUGUGUAGUCCGAAAACUUUUUGGGUAGAUAUAGCGACGGAAUUGUUUGUAAACCAAUAAUGACGAAGUCAUAGGUUCGGGACCACAUGGUGCACGCACAGAUUUGGCUUUUUAAAUUAAAAUUUUAAAAAUCGUCACGCUUCAGAGUGUUCGUCUUUUGUGAAAAUACAAAUAUUACAUUUCAUGCAACGGCAACAACAACAAAGUUCAAAUAGGUAGAUUUUAGUUUUUAUUCGGAUAUCAUAGCGCCACACGUGUAUACAAUAUAAUAUACAUACCCGCGUGCGACUUAUAGUGAUCAACAAAUCGUUUUUAUCAUUCAUAAUAUUACUCGACUACCCAUACGGUGUUAAUAUGCGACUACGUCGUGUGUACUGUUUUCGUUUACGGCCGAUCAUAUUAUAUUAUUAGCGUGUUUAUUACGAUAUAUUAAAAUACAAUAAUAUGAUAUGAUGCAAUGUUAUAACUUGCUAAACAUUUAUUUUUCUUUAAAUUUGUACAACACGUUCCAGUUUCGUUUAUUUACCCAAAACAACAGUUCAUCUAUUAUAGAACAAUUUUUUGUGCAGAUAGGCAAAUAUCGUUAGAGAAAAUCGCGCCGAAAUUAAAUGUCACUAUCAGAUCAUAAAAUAUAAUCACAGACAGAAAACGGACCGUCUUAUUAGAUCUUAGGUAUUAGCAUAUUAUACUAUUGCAGCCGAGUACAAAAUCGUAAAUACUCCAAACACGAUGUCUAUUGAAUGCCGUUCAUAACCACUGUAAUAAUAUUAUACUUACAAUAUUUUCGUCACGAUAUACCGUUGACAUUUUUUUCGUGCAAACGCACUAAUAAUAUUGUUCUUAGUAGUGUCACUGAAUUUUGUUCACGAGACUUCAGCACGAAACCAAACGGAAUAUUGAUGUCGUACGUGUGAAAUGACACCAUAAGUUUAAUAUCACUACAUUCACGUUAGAUGACGAGUACAUUUUUAGUCAUUUUUAUUUCAGUGUUAUUGUUUUUAUUAAAAUACCGGCAAUUAUAAAUUAACCGGUAGAUAAUUGUUUGAUUUUCAAUUACUGAACAUUAUAAAUGAAAACCAAACACUAUACCUUUAGGUAUUCUAAAAAAUAUAAAAAUACAACACGGUUGGGAACGCAAACACAAACGACGUUAAGUGUCAAUGAAUAAAUAAUUAUUUCAAAAUGUUGUCGAAUUUAUAAUUUAAUAUUAUAUGAAAACAAUUGAGAUUAUCUCAAAUUUUUAAAAUGAACUAAUACAAUACAUGCGAUUUAAAUAUUGUAUACCAAAAUUAGAAUUCAAAAUGAUGUAUAGUAUACAAUUGUAUCUAAUAAAUGGAAGAAUAAUAAAGUUAAAAAACGAAAUUUUGAUUAAUAUAAACUUAAUGAAGUUAAUAAUAAAAUAAAAAAUAUUUAGAAACUUGAAAAUAUUGUUGAAAAUAUAAAUUGAUUUUACUAAAUUCUAAAUGCUGUCAAAAAGCCAACAAUAAAUAUACAAUAUUUAGUGCUCACAUUAUUUAGUAUCUUAUUGACCGGAUAAUGUAUAUAAGCUUCAUAAUUAGUAUUCAUAUAUAGUGUCAGUAAACUAAUUCGUUUAAAAAUAUCUAAUAAAAUUUACCAAAGAUAUUUUGGUCAUCGCCCUCGCUAGAGUUUCUCGUAAAACCAUAAUUACCACGUUACAUAAACGAUUAAGGUUCGUAUUAUAAUUGCUACGGAAGCUUAAGUUAGUGAACAUUUUUUAAAAAUUCAAAAGAUUCACCUUUCUUGUAAAUCAUUUAAUAUACAACUAAACAAUAUGUCAAUGUUUCAUAAAAUAAAAAUAAUUGUUUGUGCUCCAAUCGGGUUGUCGACAAGGUCACCAACAAAAAAACGAUAGUUCUCCACCUGGUAGUAUCAUCGCAAUAGUACAUACAGCGGUCACUAACGACUGAAACGUAUAAUGUAUUGACAAUUCCGGGGUUUUUAUAUUGAUUUCAUUGUCAACACAUGUGGAUAAACGACCUAGAGUAACUGUUAGGUAGGUACUGUGUCUAAAUUUUUUUUUUUCGUAAAAUUAUUUAACUUAUUAACAUAGGAAAGUGUAAUUAGUCUUCCUCUUUUUUCUAACUAAUCAUUGAAUCUUCUAUCCGUAUUAUUUUUCUUACUACUAUACUAUAAACCACAUUGAUUCGAAUUUAAAAAUAAUUAUAUUUUUUCGAAGCACUUACCUACAUUAUA
Rhopalosiphum maidis (corn leaf aphid) is the source of this 7371-nucleotide messenger RNA. It is a transcript of the gene Camta, whose product is annotated as calmodulin-binding transcription activator 1. Gene Ontology annotation, molecular function: protein binding; double-stranded DNA binding; transcription coregulator activity. Bases 368 to 4252 code for a protein of 1294 amino acids. Gene Ontology annotation, cellular component: nucleus. The record is from RefSeq and is a predicted model, not a curated record. The transcript has 32 exons. Gene Ontology annotation, biological process: regulation of transcription by RNA polymerase II. Lineage: Eukaryota; Metazoa; Arthropoda; Insecta; Hemiptera; Aphididae.